This is a messenger RNA of Spinacia oleracea (spinach), 2884 nucleotides long. RefSeq names its product protein tesmin/TSO1-like CXC 2. Gene Ontology annotation, molecular function: DNA-binding transcription factor activity. Bases 212 to 2503 code for a protein of 763 amino acids. Lineage: Eukaryota; Viridiplantae; Streptophyta; Magnoliopsida; Caryophyllales; Amaranthaceae. The record is from RefSeq and is a predicted model, not a curated record. The transcript is spliced from 10 exons.
AAUCUCCUCCUACUGUAUUUCCCGCUCCUUCCCCCCUUCAAAUCUCACCCAUCUUCUCUCUCCUCCUCUUCACUUCACUUUACUAUUUUCACAAGAAUUUGUGCACAAUUCACUCAAACUCACAAUCAAUCCUCAGAUUUUUUUAUUCAGAAAUGAAAUAGACAGAGAAGCUAAUUUUAGGGUUUUGAUUUUUUAUGUAUGAGUUGCGAUAAUGGACACACCUGAGCGGAGUCAGAUCGGAACACCAGUUUCUAAAUUUGAGGAGUCACCUUUUUCCAACUUCAUCAACAGUUUGUCACCGAUCAACCCUACGAAGACGAUACACGUAUCACAGACGUUUGGCUCGCUUAGUUUUACUUCACCUCCAUCGGUUUUCACUUCACCCCAUGUGAGCCUCCAGAAGGACAACAAGUUCUUAAGAAGGCAUCUAGUGUCAGAUCUCCUGAAAGCUCAGCUCCAGUCAGAUGGAGGAAACAAAGAUCCUAUUGCCGAAGAGGACACCAGUGCAGAGCAUCAGUCUGAUGGUCUUCCGGAUGUACAAGUUAGAGGUGAAGAGGGUUCUGGCAGUGAAGGUUCUGCCAAGCCACUUGAAGAUACUUCAGACUGUGCAACCGAGCUGCCAAGGGAACUAAAAUAUGACAGUGGAAGUCCUCGCUGUAAGGCAGUGACUUCCUCUAGUAGUGAUACAAGAUGUGAGACAAACACAUCAACAGCCCUUAUUCAAUUUGUUCAGGAGUCUUCAAUUCAAGGUUCCUUUCAGACAGAAUUGAAUUCGCAAGAGGUGAAAGACGGUAAUGAAGAGGAAGCAUGUGAUUGGCAGAGCUUGAUAUCUGGUAGUAGCGAUCUUUUCAUUUUUGAUUCACCUAAUGUUACAGAAACUUCAAAAGGGUCAUUGCAAAAAUCACAACAACAAGAAGAAACAAAUGUUUUCGCAUCUCUAUUAGCACGAUUUCCAACUGAGCAGGCUUAUCAUCUGCAAAAUUCACUUCAACUUGGUUCCACUGGUUGUAAUGAAGCACUUGAAACUGCUCAACAUUCAACUCAACCCACAGAGGAAACAGAGUUGCAACAAACAGACCAGCCAUCGGAGAAUUUGGAAAUUACCUCUGUCAAUGAAUUUUUUCCUACUGAUUCUGGUGAAAAACCAGGAAAGCAGCCUUUCAGUAAUUUACACCGGGGAUUGCGAAGGCGAUGCCUUACCUUUGAGAUGCCUAGAAUGAAGAGGAGUAUAGAUGGCGUUCUAUUCUCCAGCUCUUUAUCUUCUUUACAAAAUGAGGAUAAUCCUCCGUCCUCCAAUAGGCAGCCCAUCACGCCCAGGGUUGAGUCUUCAAGGUGCAUUUUUCCAGGUAUUGGUUUGCAUUUGAAUGCACUGGCAGCAGCUUCAAAGGAUAGUGGAAUCUCCAACACGGAGAUGCUUUCUCCAGCUUCCCAGGAACAUCUUAUAAACUCACUGGCCUGUUUAAGAAAUGAUGAAGGUCCUGCUGAAAAUGUAAUUGAAAAUGCAGAAGAUCCUUCUCAAACAUCAGUGUUUGCAGCUACUGAGGACUUAAAUUCAAAUAGUCCGAAGAAAAAGAGGCGCAAAUUUGAAACUACUGGAGAAGGCGAGUCAUGUAAACGCUGCAAUUGUAAAAAAUCAAAGUGCUUGAAGCUUUAUUGUGAAUGCUUCGCUGCUGGUGUUUACUGUGUUGAGCCAUGUUCCUGUCUAGACUGUUUUAACAAGCCCAUUCAUGAAGAUACUGUUCUUGCAACUCGUAAGCAGAUUGAAUCUCGUAACCCACUUGCAUUCGCUCCCAAAGUGAUCAGAACUUCAGAUUCAGCCCAAGAGAUCGGGGAAGAUACAACCCGAACUCCAGCAUCAGCUCGUCACAAGCGAGGAUGCAACUGCAAGAAAUCAAACUGUCUGAAAAAGUAUUGUGAAUGUUAUCAGGGUGGUGUUGGCUGCUCCAUCAAUUGCAGAUGUGAGGGGUGCAAAAAUGCAUUUGGUAGAAAGGACGGAUCCAGCAUGAUAGGAACAGAAGUUGAAAUGGACAAGUUACAGGCCUCGGAGAAAUCUAUAUUGGAUAGAAGCUUAGAUAUACAUGGAUUCCAGGAUGACGAUGACCAAAAUUCUGAAUUCGCCAUUCCAAUGACACCAUCAAGGCUUUACAGGACAUCAGUUCCAUUGGCAACUUCCUCAAAGGGAAAACCGCCAAGAUCUUCCCUAGGAACAAUUGGCUCAUCCUCCUCAGGUUUGCACUCAGUUGACGGACCAGGAAGAUCAACAUUUCUGCGAACACAAUCUAGGAUUGACAAGCAUUUUCAAAGUGUGUCAGUGGACGAAAUUCCUGCUGUUCUUCAAAACAGUAGUCCCCCAAGCAUUAGUUUAAAGAAGACUUUGUCUCCAAAAAGCAAGAGGAUCUCUCCUCCUCACCAUAACAACGGACAGCCCCUCGGAUUAAGGAGCAGCCGUAAAUUGAUCCUGCAAUCGAUCCCAUCGUUUCCUUCCCUCAGUCCAAGACGCUGAAUGUGCAGGUUGCCAUGGAAAUGUCCAAUAACACACCUAUAAUAUCUAUCUGGAGUUAUAAGUGUGAUAAUCAGUGUUAUAAUCCUUAUAACACACACCUAUCAUCUCUAUCUGGAGUUAUAAGUGUGAUAAUCACACACCUAUCAUCUCUUUAUUCACUACUUGUAUAAUAUUGCUGUAUUUUGGUACCUCAGUUCUUUCAUUUUUUGUUUGUUUGGUGAAAUCCCUUUCACCCCCCUUCAUAAUGUUUAAGUUCGUAAUAGGAUGUGAAUGUUUUAGAGUAUUUACUAUUUCGAUUGUUAUAGAAUUAAAUUUGUAUGUAAUAGCCCUACGGUAGUUUAGCCCAAGGGUAUUCUAGUGAAGUAUAAUACAUUUCAUGAA